Messenger RNA from Podarcis muralis (Common wall lizard), 2001 nucleotides. The record is from RefSeq and is a predicted model, not a curated record. NCBI's taxonomy places the organism in Eukaryota, Metazoa, Chordata, Lepidosauria, Squamata, Lacertidae.
GGGCCGUCUUCAAAGGACCGCAGGACUACAUCCCCCAUGAACCCUUUUCACGCCGGCGCGCGUCCUCUCCUCACAGCGCCGGCGCCCUGGGCUCGUCCGCCAUCUUGGUUUCCAGGGUGACAGGACCGUGGUGGCGGGCAGUAGGCCGGCCCGACCCGGCGCGGGGCGGAGAUGCUGGCCUGCCUGAUGAGCAGGCCUCUGCCGCCGAGUCUGGCGCGGCUCUUCGGGGCGAGGGCGGGGCUCCGGCUGGCGGUGCGCGGGGCCUCGGCGACGUCCGCGGCGUCGGCCUCGUCGUCGCUGGCCGGGCGCGAGGAGCUGCAGUACCCAGGCGAGGCCGCUAGGGGCCGCCCGCAGCGCCAGGCGGCGGGAGAAGAGGAGGAAGAAGAAGUGAGGCUGGCGAAGCUGCAGCGCCGCCGCGCGCCCUCUAGGGGGCGCUGCGGGGACGAGGCGCCGUGGCCGCAGUUCAAGGCGCCGGCCGCCAGGGGGCAGGACGCGCAGCAGCUGGGAAGAUACCCCUGCGAGGCGGGCGCCGCCCUGGCGGCGGGCAAAAGGGCGGCAGCCGAAGGAGGCUGGCUGCCCAGGCUGCCCUGCCAGGAGGAGGAGCAGCAGCAGCAGCUGCCGUCCGGGGACGCUAGCGCCCGCCCGCUCCGCAGGGAGCCCAGCGGCCUGCGCCUCUGGCCCAACCCGGAGCGGGCCGGGCGCCACCGCAGCAAAGGGAACCGCGGCAACAGGCGCGGACCCAGGAUCCCGUCCUUCGCCGCCACGGCCGUGGCGGCCGCCGGGCUGGCGUUCUGCUACAGCAAGGGCAACGUCUCCAAAGACUCUCUACUGGAAGCUGCACGGAUCAACAACAUUUCCGAAGUGGACAGGUUGUUGCAGGAAGGUGCCAGUGUGAAUGCCCGGCACAAACUUGGCUGGACAGCUCUGAUGGUAGCUGCUAUAAACCGAAAUUCAAGUGUGGUAAAGCUUCUGCUCACGGCCGGAGCUGACCCAAACCUAGGAGAUGAGUUCAGCAGCGUUUACGAGACGGCCAAAGAGAAAGGGCUCCACUCCCUGGAAGUUCUGGUCACACGGGAGGACGACUUCAACAACCGCCUGAACAACCGGGCCAGUUUCAAGGGCUGCACAGCUUUGCAUUAUGCUGUGCUGGCGGACGAUUACUCCACGGUCAAGUUGCUUCUGGAUGGAGGUGCCAACCCCCUGCAGAGAAAUGAAAUGGGGCACACGGCCGUGGAUUACGCACGGGAGGGGGAGGUCAUGAAGCUCUUGAAAGCGUCCGCAACAAAGUUCCAGGAAGAGCAGCGCAAGAGGGAAAUAGAGGAACGGCGAAGGUUCCCGCUGGAGCAGAGACUCCGGGAACAUAUCAUUGGCCAGGAGAGCGCCAUAGCAACUGUUGGAGCUGCCAUUCGGAGGAAGGAAAAUGGCUGGUACGACGAGGAGCAUCCCUUGGUUUUUCUCUUCUUGGGAUCGUCGGGAAUAGGCAAAACUGAGCUGGCCAAGCAGACUGCCAAGUACCUGCACAAAGAUGUCAAGAAGGGUUUCAUCAGGCUGGACAUGUCUGAGUUUCAGGAAAGACACGAGGUUGCCAAGUUCAUUGGCUCUCCGCCAGGUUACGUCGGCCAUGAGGAAGGCGGCCAGCUCACCAAGAAGCUGAAGCAGUGCCCAAAUGCCGUGGUGCUCUUUGACGAAGUGGACAAGGCCCACCCUGAUGUCCUCACCAUCAUGCUGCAGCUGUUUGAUGAAGGCCGGCUGACAGACGGGAAGGGGAAGACCAUUGACUGCAAAGAUGCCAUCUUCAUCAUGACCUCCAACGUGGCCAGCGACGAGAUCGCCCAGCAUGCCUUGCAGCUGAGGCAGGAGACCGUGGAACUCAGCCGGAAGAGAAUUGCCGAAAAACUAGGUACCCUUUCUCCCUGUGUGCAUUCCUCCCCCCACCCUCUAAUCUCUGGGUGUUCUCUUCCUCCUGCCAAACCCCAACCUGUGUGACAUCCUUUCCGCUGU